Messenger RNA from Symbiodinium natans, 696 nucleotides. The record is from the annotation of a GenBank genome assembly. NCBI's taxonomy places the organism in Eukaryota, Dinophyceae, Suessiales, Symbiodiniaceae.
AUGGUUCAGGUCAUGAUAUCCACUGCGGGUGGCAUUGAGGAGGACAUCAUAAAAUGCUUGGCUCCCACGCACCUUGGCGAAUUCGCGCUAGAAGGCACUGAUCUUCGACGGCGAGGCAUCAAUCGAAUAGGCAACCUUCUAGCACCGAAUGACAACUACUGCUUGUUUGAGGACUGGAUAAUGAAAAUCUUCGAUGCCAUGCAUGACGAGCAAGACAAAGAUGGGAUUGUUUGGUCUCCUUCAACGAUGAUUCAUCGCUUCGGGAAGGAGAUCAACAAUCCCAGCUCGGUUUGCUAUUGGGCAUAUCGCAACAACAUCCCACUUUUCUGCCCAGCGAUCACAGAUGGCUCCAUAGGGGACAUGCUCUACUUCCACAGCUACAAGCGAAGUGGCUUUGUCGUCGAUUUGGUGCAAGACAUCCGCAGAGUAAAUGACGAGGCCAUGAAAGCUCGGAAAACUGGGGUCAUCAUUCUUGGAGGAGGAUUGGUAAAGCACCACUGCAUGAAUGCGAACCUCAUGCGCAAUGGGGCCGACUUCGUUGUGUAUGUGAACACUGCCCAGGAGUUUGAUGGCUCCGAUAGUGGUGCGCGCCCGGACGAGGCGGUGAGCUGGGGGAAGAUCCGGAUGGAUGCCAGGCCUGUGAAGGCGCGUCAGGGAAGGCGACAGGGGGAAUGUUUUUUGGGUGCUUGGUUUUGA